AUGUUGUGCAGAUAUUUUUCCUUCUUCGGUCUAUGUCUUUUCCUUCCAACCCAAAGGUAAGUCUCUCUGGGUCAUGGAUCCAGCUUGCAUGGCAGGGGCACAACGUCCCUCCCUGGAUUUGAGAACCUCACCAUGGGGUACAACAAAUACCUUCGGCCCUACUUUGGUGGAGAACCUGUACAAAUUGCAAUGAGUCUGGACAUUGCAAGUAUUUCUAGUAUAUCUGAGAGUGACAUGGAUUACACAGCCACCAUCUCCCUACGGCAGCGCUGGACAGACCCUCGGCUGGUCUUCCAUGGCAACAAGAGCUUCACACUGGAUGCUCGCCUGGUGGAGUUGCUCUGGGUGCCAGACACCUACAUUGUGGAGUCAAAAAGGUCCUUCCUGCACGACGUCACCGUGGGCAACCGCCUCGUCAGGCUGUUCUCCAAUGGCACUGUCCUGUACGCCUUAAGAAUCACUACUACUGUUGCCUGUAACAUGGACCUGUCAAAAUACCCUAUGGACACACAAACAUGCCAACUGCAGCUAGAAAGUUGGGGCUAUGAUGAGAACGAUGUCACCUUCACCUGGCUGAAGGGAAACAACUCUGUGCACGGCAUCGAGAAGCUGCGGCUCUCCCAGUACACGGUGGAGCGCUACCACACCCUGGUCUCCAAGUCACAGCAGGAGACAGGCAGUUACCCACGAUUGAUAUUACAGUUUGAGCUGAAAAGAAACAUCCUUUACUUCAUUUUGGAGACCUAUGUGCCUUCCACUCUGCUUGUCAUGUUGUCCUGGGUUUCUUUUUGGAUCACACUGGACUCAGUGCCUGCAAGAACCUGCAUUGGAGUUACAACAGUGCUUUCCAUGACAACUCUGAUGAUCGGCUCACGAAGUUCACUUUCAAAAAUCAACUGUUUCAUUAAGGCCAUUGAUGUUUAUCUUGGCAUCUGCUUCAGCUUCAUCUUUGGCGCCCUUGUGGAAUAUGCAGUGGCUCACUACAGCUCCUCACAGAAGUGUGCAGCUAAAGUACCAGAAGAGGGGCCUGCAAAUGAACUGACUGAAGAAAUAGAAGAAGUUAACAUCACCAACAUCCUCAAAAAUUCCAUCACCAGCUAUGAACAGAAAAUCAGCUUCACAAGCAUUGAGAUUUCCAGCGAUAAUGUUAACUGCAGUGACUUGACCAUGAAAAGUCAUGAGAAAAUCAAAUGUGUCUUAAGGAACAAAAUGCACAGGAUCAUUGGUUAUUUCACAAUUCAGAACCCUGGCAAUGUGGACCACUACUCCAAAUUGCUUUUCCCUUUGUUUUUCAUGGUGGUCAAUGUGUUUUAUUGGGCUUAUUAUCUAUAUUUUUAGUAGAAAUUAGUUGCUUCAUUCUCCUACUUCAGCAGGAGAGGAAUUGUGAUACAUAACCUCAGUGAAUUCAAUGUUGACAAAAAGCUUCCUUGUGUUUCCUGAGGUACCCAGCAGAAGUGUGUGAGGUGUGCAUACAUCAGCAGCACUGACUCUGACAGCAGCUGUUCAACUGAGUGACUGUGCUGGGCUCUUCUGCUCAUAGCUGCAUUUCAUUCCACACCUCACCUGGCUGGAGGUGGGUGUGCAGGACUGCACUGGCAGCUACAGAGCACUACAGGUGGCAGAAUUAUUUUGGUAGCUUGGAGCAAGUUGGAACCUUCAAGCUGAGAUGUCCCAGAGGAUGUAUAAGAUCAUGACUGUUAUUCUUUGUUUGCCAGAGAGAACAGAGGGACUGUGAUUGCUGCUUCAAUAGCUGCUCUGUUGCAGUGAGAGCCCUGAGGCAGCAGUAGGAGCUCAGUGCAGGGCAGUGGGAUGCUCCUGUGCGUGAUGCUGCUUUGUCCUGGAUGGUGCAAUGCCAGGAUGGUGAUUCAGUACUGCACAGUGGUGCCUCAUUGAUUUUAGUCUGUAACUCACUGAGAUAACCCUCACUUGCUGAAGUCCUCCAUCCCCAAGGCAGAUGGAAGGUUGUUGUUUGUAGAGCUGCAUUUUUUCAGAGAUUUGGGAACACGAAAUAGAGGCAGCAAAAUAAUUUUGUAACCCAUCUCUUAUACUCUUCCUGCUGUACUGCAUGUGAACAUAUUCUACCGCUUUCCGUGUCUUCCUCACAAAUUAUUUUUUGUCCUGGAGAAUGUUUCCUUCGGCCUUCACUGCUACAAGCAGCUCUCUCUCCUUGCCAGCCAUAGGCACAAGUGGCCAUUUGUCAUCCCCUCCUUUAGUUGGCUGUGCAGCUGUGGCAAGUCAACAGUGCUGCUGGGUGAAAAACAUGCAUGGGUUGGGGUAGGCUAGUCUAAAUCACCCUUUCACUCUCACACUUUCACUUUUAGGCUGAAACACUGUUACUUUUUUGAGAAAAAUCAUAUUCUAAGUGGGCUCUGGAAAUGCCCGAAGUUAGCUUUGUUUAUCCUGCAAUCAGCAAAAGCCAAAAUUUUCUUUUAAAGAUAAAUGAAAUGUGGCCACACAGUUACAAUUAAGAACCAAAUGCUAUUUGGUACUGUGUAGCUUAAGAAUACUGGAAGUCUUUAUUUGCUGAUUGUAAAAUGAAUGUUUUAUGGGUGCCCCACCCGGCUCCCUUUUUGGUCUGUGCUGCUUUCAUCACUGAGAGAGGGCAAUCCUGCAGUUAUGUGGGCAGAAUCGGAAUUGCCUGCAGUGGCUCCAUCCAGCAGAGCUCUGGCUGGGUGAGGCCUCAGUUUGUAGCUUAUGUUGCAAUCUCAGCAUGCAGUGUUUGCUUAGCUUAAGGAUCUCUUCUUGGGGGUUCCUAGAGAAGGUGAACAGAGCACGUGAAACUAUAGAUUUUUUACUUUAAUAACUUUUUAUUGAACCACUUCACCACACUGUACUUUGAGGGAUCUAACCCACAUAUUCAUAAAUCAUCACUUUUACAAAGAGCAGCACAAGAAGACAGAGGGGAACAGGCUGACAAUGGCAAGUGGAUAAACACAAACUCCAAUAAUGAAGUGUUGGCUUG
Pyrgilauda ruficollis (rufous-necked snowfinch) is the source of this 2962-nucleotide messenger RNA. It is a transcript of the gene GABRP, whose product is annotated as gamma-aminobutyric acid type A receptor subunit pi. Gene Ontology annotation, cellular component: GABA-A receptor complex; membrane; neuron projection. NCBI's taxonomy places the organism in Eukaryota, Metazoa, Chordata, Aves, Passeriformes, Passeridae. The record is from RefSeq and is a predicted model, not a curated record. Gene Ontology annotation, molecular function: extracellular ligand-gated monoatomic ion channel activity; neurotransmitter receptor activity; GABA-A receptor activity. Gene Ontology annotation, biological process: nervous system process; chemical synaptic transmission; regulation of membrane potential. The transcript is spliced from 9 exons.